AUGGCUAACUUCAAGCUGCCUUGCAUGCUGGUGAUUUUCUUGGUUUUGGGUGUUGGUUUAGGCCAGAAUGUGGAUCCAUUUGGGCCGAAUGUAGGAAGGAGAAGGGAGAUGGUGCCUGCUAUGUUUAUAUUUGGAGACUCACUCAUUGACAAUGGGAACAACAAUAACCUUCCUUCUUUGGCCAAGGCCAACUAUUUCCCUUAUGGUAUUGACUUCAAUGGUGGUCCUACUGGUCGUUUCUCCAAUGGUUACACCAUGGUUGAUGAAAUUGCUGAACAACUGGGACUUCCUCUGAUUCCUCCUUUCUCUGAGGCAUCAGGAGAUCAAGUGCUUAAUGGAGUCAACUAUGCCUCUGCAGCUGCCGGAAUCCUUGAUAUCACAGGCAGAAAUUUUGUCGGUCGCAUACCAUUCGAUGAACAGAUAAAGAACUUUCAGAAUACACUUGAUCAGAUUUCAAAUACUGUUGGUGCAGAUAAUUUAGCUAGGCAAGUUGGACAAAGCAUAUUUUUUGUUGGGAUGGGCAGCAAUGACUACCUUAAUAACUAUCUCAUGCCUAACUAUCAAACCCGGAAUCAGUAUAAUGGCAGACAAUUUGCGGAUCUCUUGACUCGAGAAUAUAGCCGGCAACUCACUACACUUUACAAUCUUGGAGCACGUAAAUUCGUCAUUGCCGGGUUAGGAAUAAUGGGGUGUAUUCCUAGCAUCUUGGCCCAGAACCCUGCAGGACUCUGCUCUGAUUCGGUGAACCAGCUAGUUCAACCUUUCAAUGAAAACGUGAAGGCUAUGCUCAACAACUUCAAUUCCAAUAAGUUGCCAGGUGCAAAAUUCACUUUUAUUGAUGUUGCUCGUAUGUUCCGAGAAAUCCUCACCAACUCCCCAGCAUAUGGAUUUAGCGUUGUAAACCGUGGAUGCUGCGGCAUUGGGCGAAAUAGAGGCCAAAUUACCUGUCUUCCAUUCCAAACACCUUGUCCUGACAGAGAACAGUAUGUAUUUUGGGAUGCAUUCCAUCCAACAGAAGCUGUGAAUGUUUUGAUGGGGAGAAAAGCCUUCAAUGGGGACUUGAGCAUGGUCUAUCCAAUGAACAUAGAGCAGCUUGCCAAUCUUGAUAUUGAGUCCGAUUAA
This is a messenger RNA of Dovyalis caffra, 1122 nucleotides long. Lineage: Eukaryota; Viridiplantae; Streptophyta; Magnoliopsida; Malpighiales; Salicaceae. The record is from the annotation of a GenBank genome assembly.